Molecule: messenger RNA, 2891 nt
Organism: Andrographis paniculata
Lineage: Eukaryota; Viridiplantae; Streptophyta; Magnoliopsida; Lamiales; Acanthaceae
Product: probable cadmium/zinc-transporting ATPase HMA1, chloroplastic
Exons: 12
Coding region: 144-2540 (798 amino acids)
Biological process (GO): monoatomic cation transport
Cellular component (GO): membrane
Molecular function (GO): ATP binding; ATP hydrolysis activity; ATPase-coupled monoatomic cation transmembrane transporter activity
Source: RefSeq, a predicted model, not a curated record
CCGCUACCAUUCUUUCUCUCCGGUCUGGUUUGCUGUCUGAAUUGUGAACUCUCUACCUCUCUGCGUCUCUGCUAAUUUCUUUGUCGACCCAACUAAUCAAUAAAUGGUUUGAACCCAGCUUUUUUCCCAAAUUCUUAAGGAUAAUGGAAACCCUGAAUCUUCACCCCCUCUCAAGAUUCCCCUCAAAUGCCCAAACUAGAAUCUUUCAACUCAAAUUCAGCAAGGAUAUUCAACGCACUCGAAACCCCAAACCAACACGAAUUCCCCAUUUUCCCGUAAUUCGAUGCCACGGCGAGCACCACCACCAUCAUCACGAUUCAGCCCACCAUCACCAUCACCAUCACCAUCACGGCGAUGGCAGUGCGCCGUUGACGAAAGCUCAGGAGACGUUCCAUAGGUUUGCAGAAGCGAUCAAGUGGGCUGAUCUUUCUAACUUUUUGAGGGAAAAUUUGUCGCUUUGCUGUUCCGCAGCGGCUCUGUUUCUGGCUGCGUCGAUUUGCCCCUAUUUGGUGCCGAAGCCCGCCAUCAAACCAAUUCAGCACGCCUUCACCGCCAUUGCCUUUCCUCUCGUUGGGUUGCCUGCAUCAUUUGACGCUGUAAUGGAUAUCACGGGUGGGAAAAUCAACAUUCAUGUACUCAUGGCAUUAGCUGCAUUUGCAUCUGUGUUUAUGGGAAACCCCUUAGAAGGCGGGUUGCUAUUAGCCAUGUUCAAUUUGGCUCACAUUGCCGAAGACUACUUUACCAGCAAGUCUAAGAUUGAUGUCAAAGAAUUGAAGGACAACUAUCCUGAAUUCGCACUUGUUUUGGAUGUAAAGGAUGGGAAUGCCCCAACUUUUUCUGAAAUGAAUUAUGAAGAAAUUCGGGUGAACGAUUUGGAAGUGGGAUCAUACAUACUGGUAAAAGCUGGUGAGUCGGUACCAGUAGACUCUGAAGUCUUUCAGGGGAGCUCGACGGUUACUAUAGAGCACUUAACAGGGGAAGUCAAACCAUUAGAAAAGAAAGUUGGAGACGCCAUUCCUGGUGGUGCCAGGAACCUGGAUGGUAUGAUGAUUGUUAAGGCGAAAAAGGCAUGGAAAGACUCAAUGCUGAAUCGAAUUGUGAGAUUGACUGAAGAGGCACAGAAGAGUAAACCAAGGCUUCAAAGAUGGCUUGAUGAGUUUGGGGAGCAAUACAGCAAAGCAGUUCUAAUUCUAUCUGCUGUCGUUGCUUUGAUGGGGCCAGUGUUCUAUAAGUGGCCAUUUUUCAGUACAUCGGUUUGCAGAGGAUCCAUUUACAGGGCAUUAGGGCUCAUGGUUGCUGCAUCACCAUGCGCAUUAGCUGUGGCUCCGUUGGUAUAUGCAACUGCAAUUAGUGCCUGUGCGAAAAAGGGAAUCUUGCUAAAAGGUGGGCAUGUCCUAGAUGCACUAGCUGUGUGCCAGAACAUUGCAUUUGAUAAAACUGGCACCUUGACGACCGGAGAAUUUGUAUGUAAAGCGAUCGAGCCGAUACAUGGACAUGUUUGCAAUGGCAACAAACGAAUUCCUUGCAGCUGUGUCCCCAGCUGUGAGGAGGAAGCUCUUGCCGUGGCUGCUGCAAUGGAGAAGGGAACUACACACCCUAUUGGACGAGCUGUUGUAGAUCAUAGCAUUGGAAAAAACCUUCCUCUGGUUUCAAUCGAAAGUUUUGAGAAUCUUCCCGGUAGAGGUCUUUUUGCAACAAUAUCUACUGUCGAGUCAGGAUCUGGAGGUGGCGAACAAAUGAAAGCUUCGAUUGGAUCAGUGGAGUACAUCACUUCUUUGUUUAAGUCUGGUGAAAAAUCUAAAGAAAUCGAAGAGGCGGUCAGCACUUCUUUGUACAGACAUGACUACGUUCACGCGGCACUUUCAGUAAAUGAUAAGAUAACACUAUUUCAUUUUGAAGAUAAGCCUCGGGCAGGUUGUUUGGAUGUUAUAAGGUCAUUGCAAGACGAAGGAAAUUCCCACGUCAUGAUGUUGACCGGGGACCAUGAAUCGAGUGCUUGGAGAGUCGCAAAUGCUGUUGGCAUUAAAGAAGUUCACUGCAGCCUAAAGCCCAAGGACAAACUUUAUCACGUCACAAAAAUUUCAAGGGAUACAGAUGGAGGCCUUAUAAUGGUAGGUGAUGGUAUCAACGAUGCGCCAGCAUUGGCAGCCUCGACUGUAGGCAUUGUUCUAGCCGAGCGCGCCAGUGCAACUGCAGUAGCUGUUGCGGAUGUGCUUUUGCUACAAGACAACAUUUCUGGGGUUCCAUUUGUUGUCACAAAAUCACGGCAGACUGCACUUUUGGUUAAGCAAAAUGUUGCGAUUGCAUUAUCAAGCAUUGUUGUAGCCUCGCUUACAUCCCUUCUCGGCGUCCUACCACUUUGGCUAACUGUCCUCAUCCACGAAGGCGGGACACUACUCGUGUGUCUGAAUUCCAUCCGUGCACUAAAUGCCCCAACACGGUCACGGAGGCUCGUUCCCUUGCAACUCAUCGACAAAUUAAAAUCGCUGAUUAUGCAUCUGAAGAUGCACGGCACCAUUCGUGCUGCGCCGUCGCAAUGACACACCAAUUAUGGAUAAGGAAUCUUUGUCAUUACACACGAAUCAUCAAGCCAGUAGUGUUCGGAACGACUACUUUGAUCGAUCCUGGCUGACUAUGAAUGAACUUGUUCUUUAUCUUAAAGAUCUCUGCUUUCAGGUUGAAGCUUCCAAGCCUUUCUGGAGUCGAAAAAAAUUGUUAUUGGGGCACUAAUUCAUUCCCUUUAUGCUUUGUGAUGUUACAUCUGGGCAAUGAAUAUUCGGUUUGACACGAAAUUCCUCUUAUUGUUAUUUUACAAUAAAAAAGCUUCUGUUGUUAUAAUCAACACAGAUGUACGGACACAAAUAAUAUUAACAAGAUCCCUUGUGACUGAA